CCGAGCUCACGAGAGCCGAGAUUCGCGCCGUGUCACUCUACCACACGCAUAUCAUGAACGGGGCCAGGUUAGACGACUAAUCCGGAAAUCUUCCGUUUCGGCGGCUGUGAAAAGUGCACGGGACUAUGCUGGAGAAGAAAAUGAUUGCUCCGACGUUUAAAGCGUUGUCGGCAAAGCCAGGUGUAUGGUCCCCGGGAAGUGAACCGCCGAAACUACCGAGACAGCCCAGUCCAGAGGGCAACAGAGACGGAAAAGAUGAGUCGAUCCCACCAGUUUGGACUCCAUCAAGCGCGGGUCCGAGUCCAGUUGCCGAGAGAAAAGAAUUUCGCCCAGUACCCUUUGAAAGUCCUAUUUUGAGCAGAAAGAAGAGCGCUCAGUCGGCAGCGAAGGCAGAUACGAUACCGCCGCCCUGGCAAGACGAAAACCAACCGAAGGAAGCUUCUCAAGUUCCCUCGCAGAGCAUCCCCUCGCGGAUUGUCAAUUCCUACUCAGCCCCGUCUCAAGGCUUGAAUGCACUCUCGGCGGGUGCGCCCCGGCUGCCAAGGGCACAAAAUCCGACCAUUACUCUGCUGCAGAAAGCGAGAGAAGGACACUUGCCAAAAGGAGCAGCCUACUUGGAUGAUAAUGAUCAUUUCGUUUCUAACAAAAGUGAUGAUAAGCCGCUGUUGAGCUCUGUUGAUUCUUUCUAUUCAUUGAAGAAGGACUACGAGAGCGAGCAGGAGACGGACAAUUUUCCGACACAGAAGGUAGCUGAUCCUGUCUUCCGUAAAUACGAGGGUAUUGGUCCGACAACUAGAGGUGGGAUACCCAUCGUUUUGAGAUCUGAAGUCAAAGAAAACAACCAAGCAAAGUGGUACAAGCAAAUGUAUGAUUCUCUUCAUCGCGCUCCCAAAAACGACGACUACGUAACCAUCCGCUACAAGCCGCAUCGAGGCUCGAGAACCGGCUACAGCGGUACAUCGAGUGGAUAUCUGAGCGAACCGGAACCUCGUAGCUAUUCCGAGAGAUCCUGUACCCUUGACAAUCGCCGGCACAGGCAGCGCAACAAGGAAAAUGAUUUCUCUACGUGUACUUUGCCUAGGCCAAGCGGACGGAUAGAUGGUCAUUAUUCUCCAGAAACGUAUCAUCUUCAGCCGGGUAGAAUAGAAGAUUACGUCCCGGGAAAUUGCUCGAUUCAAGAAAAGGAAUCCAAAGAGUGGUGGGACGAGGUCAUGGACAUAUUUGAUGGGCCAUUCGAACAGCCCAACAUACAUUCGCCUAAGUCUUAUAUGACUCAUGCAUUGAAGGAGUCUGGCUACGAAAGUGACUCGACGCUCGUAUUCCGUCGACGCGAAGAUGCUAGUCCACUGAGUCCUCUUGAACAGAGGAUAGCGUACAAAACCGUUCAGAAAGGUGGCGACGUUCCUCUUCAUGGUCUUCGUAAACCGGCUCCGGAGCGUCCCAAAGAGAUAUCAGUGCAAGUGCUGCAUUCACGACACACGUACAUUCACCUGGUCAAUAAAAGAAAAAAAAAGUUAAACAGAAGUAUGGAGCAGUGCACGCUUGUACUACUUCCGGAACAAUGAACAGUCAUCUAUCAAUUCGACUACACUUUAUUCUUGACCACGAGAUCUUGGUAACAGGGAAAGUGGUGAUCUUACGGAUUGGCUUCACUCUACUACUCUCAUAAAAAAAAAAA
This is a messenger RNA of Ceratosolen solmsi marchali, 1678 nucleotides long. RefSeq names its product Cbl-associated protein. Lineage: Eukaryota; Metazoa; Arthropoda; Insecta; Hymenoptera; Agaonidae. Bases 126 to 1565 code for a protein of 479 amino acids. The record is from RefSeq and is a predicted model, not a curated record. The transcript has 14 exons.